CACUUUCCUAUCGCAAUACGGGACAGGGAAUCCCAGCUGAUCUGAAAGGCACAGCUGUGAAUAGAUUGUACCAGCCCCAUCACUGACAUGUAGAAUAAACUUACUGCUCGCAUGGAGCUAUUACACAUCUCAGCAAAGACACAGACACUUGAUGAAUGUAACAAUGUGGACUGGAGUUAUAACACUUGGAAGAACGAUGACAAAAAUUCCAGUGCUCAAUGUUAUGACAAUCAAUUUUUGGCUUCUGCAGUUUCACCAGAUCAGUAUGAAUCAAUACCAUUAGGACCCUCUUUUGAAGGACCAGAGCAUCUCAAAUCCUUUCAAGAUGAUUACUCCAAAGGAAGAAAAAACACAUGUUGUGUUGAAGAACUGGAAACCUCAUUUACAUAUGUUGAUGAGAAUGUCAAUAUAGAACUUGUGACCCAUCCACUUUCCAAUAACAACUACAAUGAGAAUCUAUACCACAACUCUGAGACAGAAAUUCAUCCAGAAGGGAUACAUGAAGCCUCCAUAAUGUCAGAUGAUGAAGCUGUGUCAGAAGCCUCAGGAAAGUCGGUUGAUUAUGGCUUCAUCAGUGCAGUUACUUUCCUAAUUACUGGGAUUUUACUUGUAAUCAUUUCAUACCUUGUCCCUAAGGACGUAAAAUCAGAUCCAAACCUGACAUCAGCCAGAGAAAUGGAAAAGAUUGAAAAAGAAAAUGCUAGAAUUGGAGCACAUUUGGAUAGAUGUGUAAUCGCAGGGCUCUGCCUUUUAACACUUGGUGGUGUAGUGUUAUCAGUGUUAUUAAUGGUGUCAUUAUGGAAAGGGGAAUUAUACAGAAGGAAAGCAUUAGCAGCUAAAGACUCUGCAAAAUUGUAUGGAUCUAUUAAUUUUAACCAUUCGAAGUCUGGUGGAAAUGAAAACACAUUAGUGCAGGAAGAAACAAUUGACAUAAUAGCUUAAAGGGAAAUAAUCAGUUCUAUAUCUGUUGAGGUUUUUUUUUUACUAACCCAGAAAUAAUAAUGCUUUAAAAAAUGUACAUAACCCUUGCUACCCAUGUGGUGUGCACAUUGCAUGUGUCAAAGUUCAGAUUUCUGUUUGGAAGGCUAUUAAUGGGGAACUGUACUCAAAAACGUUCUAUUAUGUAAAUAUGUGUAAAUAUGAGUAAAACUUUUUUAUAUUUAAAUUCAAGCUAA
Molecule: messenger RNA, 1175 nt
Organism: Bombina bombina (fire-bellied toad)
Lineage: Eukaryota; Metazoa; Chordata; Amphibia; Anura; Bombinatoridae
Gene: TMEM74
Product: transmembrane protein 74
Exons: 2
Coding region: 112-942 (276 amino acids)
Source: RefSeq, a predicted model, not a curated record